This is a messenger RNA of Triticum turgidum subsp. durum (durum wheat), 1554 nucleotides long. The record is from the annotation of a GenBank genome assembly. NCBI's taxonomy places the organism in Eukaryota, Viridiplantae, Streptophyta, Magnoliopsida, Poales, Poaceae.
AUGGGUUCUCGGGCUCGGUCCGGCCGUGGAGGAGCGGCGGCGCUCUUCGUGGCGGCGGUGAUGGUGGUCUCCUGGUCGGCGGCGGGGGUGGGCGCGAUAGGGGCCAACUGGGGCACGCAGGCGAGCCACCCGCUGCCGCCGGACACGGUGGUCAAGAUGCUCAAGGACAACGGCUUCCAGAAGGUGAAGCUGUUCGACGCCGAGGACGGCACCAUGAGCGCCCUCAGGAAGAGCGGCCUGGAGGUCAUGGUCGGCAUCCCCAACGAGCUGCUCGCCAUCAUGGCCAGCAGCAUGAAGGCAGCCGACAAGUGGGUCGAGAAGAACGUCUCUAACUACCUCAACAAAGGCUGCAACGUCAGCUGGAGUGUGGUCUCAUUUGAUUCUACUGUAGUUCGGAAGAUGAACUGUCAUGAGUCUAGAGUUAGUGAGGGACAAAGGCGACAUUUUUCGCGGUAUGUUGCGGUUGGUAACGAGCCUUUCCUGUCGACAUACAAUGGAAGCUUUCUGCUAACUACCUUUCCUGCCCUCAAGAACAUACAAAGUGCACUUGUGAAGGCUGGUUUGGGCAAUCAAAUCAAAGUAACUGUUCCUCAAAAUGCUGAUGUCUAUGAUACAGCAACGGGCAAGCCUUCUGACGGGGAUUUUCGCACAGAUAUUCAUGACCGGAUACUCGAAAUUGUAAAAUUUCUGAGCGACACUGGUGGUGUUUUUACUGUCAACAUCUACCCUUUCAUCAGCCUCUACAUUGAUCCAAACUUCCCUGCUGAGUAUGCCUUCUUUGACGGGCGCUCACAGCCCGUUGUUGAUGGCUCUGCAACAUACACAAACAUGUUUGACGCAAACCACGACACGCUGAUCUGGGCUCUGAAGAAGAAUGGAUAUGGGAACCUGCCGAUCGUUAUCGGGGAGAUAGGCUGGCCAACUGACGGUGACAUGAACGCAAAUGCUCAGCUCGCCCAGCGCUUCAACCAAGGCUUCAUGACGCAUAUCGCCACUGGGCAAGGGACCCCGAUGAGGCCUGGACCGAUCGACGCUUACUUAUUCAGUCUGAUCGAUGAGGAUGAUAAGAGCAUACAGCCAGGGAACUUCGAGCGCCACUGGGGGAUCUACACAUACGACGGCAUCCCAAAGUAUCAGCUGAACUUCGGUGUACCGAAUUCACAGAUUAAAAGAGCAAGCGGCGUCAAGUACCUUGACAAGAAAUGGUGUGUGCUGAAGCCCACUGUCAGCCUCGACGACCCAAAGCUUCCAGACACGGUGAGCUACGCGUGCGCCAGGGCAGACUGCACCAGCCUUGGCUACAGGACUUCCUGCGGGAUGCUGGACACCCGGAGCAACAUCUCGUACGCCUACAACAGUUUCUACCAGAAGAACGACCAAGACGACGUGGCCUGCGGCUUCUCGGGCUACGCGACGACCACCGGCCAGGACCCCAGCACCGGGACAUGCAGUGGUUGUUAUCGGUGUCAAGCUGCCAGCUAUGUCGGCAUCAUCGUUGUCGUCGGUCCCCAUCAUCGUCUUCUUAAAUUUUGUACUAGCUCUGGACAGCAAUGA